AUGCAGACUACGCCGAAGAAAAACAUUCUCUUUCAUCAAUACAGUGCACCAGUUCACAAAUCGGUAAAAGCAAUGGCAAAAUUGAACGAAUUGAGGUAUGAAUUGCUGCCACAUCCGCCGUAUUCUCCAGAUUCGGCCCCGUAUGACUUCUACCUGUUUCCAAAUCUCAAACGAUGGCUCCGGGGAAAGAGAUUUGCUUCGAAUGAAGAGGUCGAAUGGGAAACAGACGCAUAUUUUGGCGGUUUAGAAACUUCUUAUCAUUUAGAAGGCUUAAAGAAGCUAGAAACUCGGUUGGACUCGGUGUAUGAGCUAAAAGGAGAUUAUGUUGAAGAAUAA
Molecule: messenger RNA, 336 nt
Organism: Dinoponera quadriceps
Lineage: Eukaryota; Metazoa; Arthropoda; Insecta; Hymenoptera; Formicidae
Product: histone-lysine N-methyltransferase SETMAR-like
Exons: 2
Coding region: 1-336 (111 amino acids)
Molecular function (GO): nucleic acid binding
Source: RefSeq, a predicted model, not a curated record